AUGGGACGGUCAUUGGUAAUGAUGCUUCUACUAAGCCUGAUGCACGCAUCACCUGCAAAUAUAAGUGAUAAAGCGGAGUGCGAAAAGGAAUGUGACAAGAAAUGUCCUAUCUUAUUUCGCCCUAGGCCAGGAAUAAUGUGGGGGCCAUAUCACAAUUACAAGGCGAAGAAUGAAUGCAACAUACGCUGUGUGCAACGCCGGAAAAGGCAAGCGAUACUUCAAGAACAUACGAGAAAUCCAGAUUCCGAAUACAAACAUCCAAGAGCAAUUCGAAAUGUGACGACAUCGAUAGCGAAAUUAGGGCAAGUGUGUAUGCCAUUUAUGCGAUGUCAAAAAACAUUGCCAACCAAUGCAAACUAG
Molecule: messenger RNA, 360 nt
Organism: Dicrocoelium dendriticum
Lineage: Eukaryota; Metazoa; Platyhelminthes; Trematoda; Plagiorchiida; Dicrocoeliidae
Source: the annotation of a GenBank genome assembly